CCGGAGUUCAGCGUUCCACACAUAUGGCUGUAUUUGUGUCAGUGUUGAAUAAAGAGACCCAGUGAGUUGAAAACUACAACUAGCACUUCAAUCUUGCGGAAUUAUUCUUCUUCGGAAUUGAUGCGGGACGGUUAAACGCUAACAUGACUCCCCACAAUGUUUUUUAGAGGAAUUUAUUUUCUCUUGUUGACAUUUGAGUCACAGAAGAAGUGUUCCCGCCUGAUGGAUCUCAAACCCGGAAGUAGAGAUGGGAUCUUGGAUUCUUUUCUUUCUUGACUCAACGUGAGGCCGACCAGAGGAUGACAGAAUGGCCGGCUUUACGCCAACGUGACAGCUUGAAUCCAUCCUCUUCUGGGAUUCCGUGGAGGCUGGAGCCUACCCCAGGGACGCUGUGUUCUUCCCAGGACAAAGUAGCACUCUCCUUCCCCGUCGCACCAUGAAGCUCCUCCUGUGCAGCGCCGUGGUCCUGCUCCUAGUGGCGGCAGAGGGAAGUGCAGACACAAGCCCCCUCAGAAGGACCAAGAGGGAGCUGGCGGGGCCGCUCCACACGGGCGGCAUCCGUGACCCGUUUGGCUCGUACUGCCAGAGGAGAGGAGGCUGCUGCCCGGGAAGGGACGACCUUUGCACCGUGCCUUACUUGGACACCAUCUGCUACUGCGACCUCUUCUGCAACCGCACCGUGUCCGACUGCUGCCCCGACUUCUGGGGUCACUGCCUGGGUGUGGCCCCUCCUUUCAUUGGCUCCUGUGAACGAAACGGCAACAGGUUCUUCUCGGGUCAAACCUACAAGGAGAACUGCAACUUGUGCACAUGCGGCACCACGGGACGCUGGGAAUGCGAGCAAAAUGCCUGCCUGAUGGACAGGGACAUGAUCCACGCCGUCAACAGAGGGAAUUAUGGAUGGCGGGCCGCUAACUACACCCAAAUGUAUGGCAUGAACCUGGACGAGGGCAUCCGCUACCGGCUGGGCACGCAGAGACCCUCCAGGAACAUCAUGAACAUGAAUGAGAUCCAGAUGAACAUGGAUUCCCAGGGCGACGUCUUGCCGCUGUCUUUCAACUCGGUGGACAAGUGGCCCGGGAAGAUCCACGAACCGCUGGACCAGGGCAACUGUGCCGCCUCCUGGGCUUUCUCCACGGCUGCCGUGGCAUCUGACAGAAUCUCCAUCCAGUCCAUGGGUCACAUGACUCCUCAGCUGUCGCCGCAGAACCUCAUUUCCUGCGACACGAGGAACCAGGGCGGUUGCGCCGGGGGGCGUGUCGACGGCGCCUGGUGGUAUCUCCGCCGCAGAGGGGUGGUGACAGAGACCUGCUACCCAUACCAGCCCCCCCAGCACACGCCGGCAGAGGUGGCCCGCUGCAUGAUGCAGAGCCGCUCGGUGGGGCGGGGCAAGAGGCAGGCCACCCAGCACUGCCCCAACGCCCACAACUACCACAACGACAUCUACCAGUCCACGCCGCCGUACAGGCUCUCGUCCGACGAAAAGGAGAUCAUGAAGGAGAUUAUGGAUAACGGCCCCGUGCAAGCCAUCAUGGAGGUCCACGAGGAUUUCUUCAUCUACAAGAGCGGCAUCUACAAGCACACGGACGUCAGCUUCACCAAGCCGCCGCAGUACCGCAAACACGGCACGCACUCUGUCAGGAUCACGGGGUGGGGCGAGGACAGGAACCUUGACGGAACCACCAGGAAGUACUGGAUUGCCGCCAACUCCUGGGGGAAGAACUGGGGCGAGGACGGUUACUUCCGCAUCGCCCGCGGGGACAACGAGUGCGAGAUAGAAACGUUUGUGAUUGGCGUGUGGGGCCGCAUCACCAUGGAGGACAUGCACCACCACCACCAUCAUCGUCGCCGCCAUGUUUAGACACCGGGACAGGAACCACCUCACCUCCUCGUCCUCUUCGUCAUCAGUCCCGCAAGGGAACCACACCAGGAGCCUCAGAACUUUUAAACCAACCUCAGCAAACAGGAAGUGUGUGGGAGGAGCUUAAAUCCAACCCAUUUCCUGUCUCUUCACACCAAAAGAACGAAGCUCAAGCCAUGUGAGGCGCCUCAGGUACCGAACCAAAGAUUCCCCAGCGGUCCUCAGCUUCACCAUGGAACCCCCACCAGCACCCAUUUGAUGUUCUUCAUCCUUCCUGUCCUUUCCAAAACCACUAAGAGCAGUUUGGGGGAAAGAGGGAAUCUGACACAGGGACACGCCCGGUCCUUCCCUGGAACACGACCGUGGUGGUCUAGUAUUGACUUCAGGACAAAAGUGUAGAAGAAGAAGCUGCAGGCAGUACACACUCAUUACUUCUGCCGUCUCUGUAUCCAAUAUAGUACAGAGGGAACCCGCUUAUGUGUCUGCAACCCCUUGGUAUUGAGAGCCCUGUGUCGGGAACCCCUCGAUGUCGACAACCCCUCUAAACAAUCCCCUUAUGUUGACAACACCUUGUGUUGACUACCCCUCGAUGUCGACAACCCAUCUGUAUUGACAGCCUCGUGUCGGGAACGCCUCGAUGUUGACAACCCCUCUAAACAAUCCCCUUAUGUUGACAACUCCUCUGUAUUGACAGUCCCGUGUCGGGAACCCCUUGAUGUCGACAACCCCUCUAAACAAUCCCCUUAUGUUGACAACACCUCGUGUUAACUACCCCUCAAUGUCGACAGCCUCGUGUCGGGAACCCCUCUAUGUUGACAACCCCUCUAAACAAUCCCCUUAUGUUGACAAUACCUUGCCCCAACUACCCCUCGAUGUCGACAACCUCUCUGUAUUGACAGUCCCGUGUCGGGAACCCCUCGAUGUCGACAACCCCUCUAAACAGUCCCCUUAUGUUGACAACACCUUGUGUUGACUACCCCUUGAUGUUGACAACUCCUCUGUAUUGACAGUCCCGUGUCGGGAACCCCUCGAUGUUGACAACCCCUCUAAACAUUCUCCUUAUGUUGACAACACUUGGUGUUACCUACCCCUCGAUGUUGACAAUCCCUCGAUGUUGACAAACCUUCUGUAUCGACAGCCCAGUGUCGGGAACCCUUCGAUGUCUACUACCCCUCGAUGUUGACAACCCCUCUAUGUUGACAACCCCUCUAAACAAUCCCCUUAUGUUGACAACUCCUUGUGUUGACUACCCCUCGAUGUCGACAACCCCUCUGUAUCGACAGCCCCGUGUCGGGAACCCCUCGAUGUUGACAACCCCUCUAAACAAUCCCCUUAUGUUGACAACUCCUUGUGUUGACUACCCCUCUAUGUUGACAAUCCCAUGAUGUCGACAACCCCUCUCUAUUCACAGUCCCGUGUCGGGAACCCAUCAAUGUCGACAACCCCUCAAUGUCGACAACUCCUCUGUAUUGACAGCCCCGUGUCGGGAACCCAUUGAUGUUGACAACCCC
This is a messenger RNA of Doryrhamphus excisus (bluestripe pipefish), 3372 nucleotides long. Lineage: Eukaryota; Metazoa; Chordata; Actinopteri; Syngnathiformes; Syngnathidae. The record is from RefSeq and is a predicted model, not a curated record.